AUGGAUACCUUACCUGAUGAGAUUGUCAGCAUUAUUAUCGCCAAUGCCACAACGCACGAACUCACCCAGCUAUCCCGGGCUUCUAAAAGGCUCUAUAGACUUUUUGAACCGCUACUAUGGACCAAUAUCGAAUUCCAUCAUCGUACAUUCCACGAGGCUUCCGACUUGAAACGGCCGCCGCCCAUGAUAACUGCAUCACAACGAUUUUACCACUGUGACACUCAAUACCCGGGCCAAUGCAAGUCAGAGAAUUUUUUUGAGAUGUUACAGGAUCUGUUGCUUGAGGACAUAGGUCGACUGAAACAAUUGUGCUCACGAGUUGAGUCUAUCUGCACAGUCGUUCGGUCCAAGAUAGAUUUUUGGCAAAUCUUACCGUAUUUUAACAACCUCAAGACUCUUGAACUCUAUGGUGACCCCUCGUACUUCGACCAGGAAAAGCAUAGGUCAUUUUGCUCAUCUGAUCUUACACUUCGGAAGCUCCGCUACGCAAAGCUCGAUGGCUAUGUACCGAUGGCCGUUGUCAAAUGGAUAUUGCGGUCAUGCUCAACCGUCGAGCGACUGGAGCUCGGGCUACUCGAUGAACCGAUAGAAUCGAGAGCAACUAUUGGGGACGAUUUUCCACGCUUUACUGAAGAUAUCUACAGCCCACCCGAGGAUCCUACGUAUGGUAGACUCCGUGGAUGGGCUGCCAUACCCAGACCCUUAUCCGGCUUCUUACCAUCUCACAAAGAUGCGCAGUCAUUAAGAUUGCCACGACUACGACAUUUACAUCUCUGUCAGCCAUCACAGAGUAACCUGUCAGCAAGAAUGGUCAGCUACUUCUGGUCAACAACUGACGAGGUUUCCGCCCAUAAAGAUUGGGAGAAUAUCUUACAAGCCUCAUGUAAAACACUCGAGACACUUUCAGUACAGCAACAAAUUGGCAUAGAGCAUGGAGACGGUGCUGUCGAUGAAGCUGAGGGUUUCUUCCGAAGUGAUCAGGACGGUCUCGGUAGCGAGAGGUUGAUGAUUAUGCUCCAAGGAGUUUUGUCGAAGAGAAAGUUUCCUGCAUUGAAGCGCGUUUAUCUGAAAGGAAUUGUCGUUGGGUCAAAGGAACGUGGUGAGCCGAUUGGAGAUGUACCUGGCUAUCGGUUCAUGAGGUUUCUUGAGAAAAAGGGUAUUGCCAGCGAGGCGAGACUUGGGGAGGGGUGCUGGUUUGAUGGCGAUGAUGGUACAGGACCUCCUGCUGAAUGGGACGAGAGCGAUGACGAUUGGGAGGAGGAACUUUUAGCAAGCGUUGAUGGUCAGGUAUAA
Messenger RNA from Fusarium subglutinans, 1293 nucleotides. RefSeq lists its product as uncharacterized. Bases 1 to 1293 code for a protein of 430 amino acids. The record is from RefSeq and is a predicted model, not a curated record. Gene Ontology annotation, molecular function: protein binding. Lineage: Eukaryota; Fungi; Ascomycota; Sordariomycetes; Hypocreales; Nectriaceae. The transcript has a single exon.